This is a messenger RNA of Planococcus citri (citrus mealybug), 1400 nucleotides long. It is a transcript of the gene RPA2, whose product is annotated as Replication protein A2. Gene Ontology annotation, biological process: DNA replication; nucleotide-excision repair; double-strand break repair via homologous recombination. NCBI's taxonomy places the organism in Eukaryota, Metazoa, Arthropoda, Insecta, Hemiptera, Pseudococcidae. The record is from RefSeq and is a predicted model, not a curated record. Gene Ontology annotation, molecular function: single-stranded DNA binding. The transcript has 2 exons. Gene Ontology annotation, cellular component: DNA replication factor A complex; chromosome, telomeric region; site of double-strand break. Bases 133 to 870 code for a protein of 245 amino acids.
UUUUGUUUUCAAAUUUCAUGUGGUGAGUAAAGGCGCGAUUUUGCUAAUUUCGUGAGUUCAUUUUCGUAUUCUGCGAUUUGUAAUUUCCUAUAUUUGCUAGAAUUUCUAAUUAACUACUAAUCAAUCUUUAAAAUGUGGUCGGAUGCUGAUUUUUCCGUCGCUGGUGGUGGAGGUGGCUUCGACACAUCGAACCUCCAAAGUCAAAGCGCCGCUCCUGCAGCAGAUAACAAGAAGAGACAUUCAUCGGUAGUUCCUGUGGCGAUAAAACAAAUACUUGACAGUCCAGAAGAUCAAUUGCAGAUUGCUGGUUUACCUGUAACGAUGAUGCAAGUCGUUGGCAUAGUUAAAGCUAUUGCUAUUAGUACUACCAAGAUCCAAUACACCAUUCAAGAUUGGAGCGGUAUCAUCGAGGGAAUGUUAUGGUUAGAAGGAGACAACGAUUCUAAAGGGUCGAAUGUUACUGAAAAUAUGUAUUGCCGAAUGACCGGUACUCUCAGAAGGAACGACAACCAAAAGGUUCUUUUUGUCUACAACAUACGCCCGAUUGAGAAUUUAAGCGAACUUUCGUACCACUAUUUGCAAGUGAUACACAUUCCGUUGAAAGCCGAAGAGCAAAGGCAGGUGCAGAUACCGGAAGAUAAUAAUUCUGAGGCUCCGGUUAACAAUGGAAUGAAUCUAACUGCAGCACAGAAUAAAGUUUAUCGUGCUAUUCAAACGGCGAAAACGGAUGCAGGCAUGCAUAAAAAUGAAAUCUCUCAUAAUGUUAAAAUUCCCGCUCCCGAAUUGGAUAAAAUAAUCGAGUUCCUUAUUGACGAAGGCCAUAUUUAUGCGACGAUCGAUGAUUUUCAUUACAGAGCUACCGAUGCUUAGUACAAUUUACGAAAUUAUCCAGUAUUCAGAUAAUAUAAGCGACCUUAUGCUCUUGUACUCAUCAAUUACUAUUCAUUCCAAAUCCCGAGUUGUUUCAUAAAAUGAACCAUCUAUCGUCCUCUUGGUAUAAACUUGGUACUGAUGAUAUCAUGAGAAGUGUACCUUUUCUCGAACGUACAACAUCAAUAAUGUAAUUUCGAUAAGGUUGAAAUCUUAAAAAUUUUGAGCUUUUGUUUCAGUCUUCUUUCUACCCAUGAACUUUUAAUUUCCGAAAUCUGCUUUCUUCAACGUUUAUUAUUGUAUUUUCGAAAAAAUGUCAUUUAUGAUUUUCUAUAGAAGUCUUCUGGCAUCUCUUUCUUUGUGAUAAUUAAUUCCUGAGUACUUUGUUCUUCAUUUUUGUAUAUAUUGUUUUUAAUAGUAUGUAAUUGUUUCGUUUUUCUCAAGAAAUUUCUCAUUCUGUAUUCAAAAUAAGUUUAUAUACGUAAGUGAAUUGUAUGCUCCUAUUCAUUUAUUACAAUUCUUUAAAACGA